This is a messenger RNA of Punica granatum (pomegranate), 616 nucleotides long. The record is from RefSeq and is a predicted model, not a curated record. Lineage: Eukaryota; Viridiplantae; Streptophyta; Magnoliopsida; Myrtales; Lythraceae.
AAUUGAUAUUCCCCAAAUAAAUACGGAUGGCAGAAAUUGUCGUCAGGACGAACCCCUGACCCGGCUUCACAUUCUCUGGUUGGUGGCGCAGUAGAAGAUCUCUCGCUCACAGCCUUCUCUAUCUCUCCAUCUUCAACCUUCAAGCUUCCGUCGAGCAGUUCAAGAUGGCAGCAGGGAAAAUCAUUGGCGCAACUGUUGCAUCUUUUGCUGUUGCAUAUGUAUGCGACGCUCUCAUCGCUGACAAGAAGAUAUUUGGAGGUACCACCCCUAGCACUGUUUCAAACAAGGGAUGGUGGGAAGAAACCGACAAGAAGUUCCAGGCCUGGCCUCGAACUGCAGGUCCUCCUGUCGUGAUGAACCCCAUCAGUCGCCAAAAUUUCAUUAUCAAGUCAUCUGAAUCUUAAGGUAGUACGUGCAGGAAGGAUUGCGUGUCCGGUUGAUCUAUUUGGAUGCCAUUUCUUAUCUAAUAAAAACCUCUGUCGGGACUGAUAUUUGGAACAAACCUUGAAUUUGUUGACAUUGUUUGUGAAGCCAAUUUGGUUUCAUGGAUCAGAGUUUUGAGAUUCACAGUUGAAAAGAAAAUUCUUUGAGUUAAGGCAUUUUAGUUUUGCAUGAA